Molecule: messenger RNA, 3414 nt
Organism: Oikopleura dioica
Lineage: Eukaryota; Metazoa; Chordata; Appendicularia; Copelata; Oikopleuridae
Source: the annotation of a GenBank genome assembly
AUGUUACGAUUGAGUCGUAAUCUCUCGCUUUCUUUUCGUUUCGCCAGAGUAUCAACAGAUACAGACGGAAAUCUUGAUGAACUGAACGAGCAAUACAAGAAGUUCACUGGCGCCCAGUCCUUUUCGAGCAAGAUAAGCCCCUCAAAGAAAGCGAAAGAAUACCGCCAACAAAAGAAGGAAUUCGAGAAGUUUUACUUUAAAAAGACUUCCAAGGAUUUCCUAAUGCAUCAAGCAGCUCAUAAGUUCCACGAUUUUACAUACGAGCAUUCCGCUUCGUGGCUGAUCAAAAAUUACGGGCUGCCAGGGGAUGUAAUUGAAAUGGGAGUUAUAAGAACACCACGGGGGUUGGAGAAGACGCGCACGGGCUGGUCCGAUCCAAUGAUGCCAAUCCGCGCCAAUGCGAAAGUAAACACACAAAAACUACAAAUUAGGGUCCUCGCCGCCGCGCUCAACGUGGAAGACCUGCAUGUUGCACGGGGAUGGUGUGCCUUUCACAAUCACUUCAGAGCAGACCCGAUCGCCUUCGCUUCAAAAAUCAUUCGGAGAUGGAGUCAAGGAAGACCAGACGACGCGAUUGUCACGACAAAUGCGAACAUGUCCGCCAAUGCGACGGAAUUUCCGAUUGUGCUGGGAAGAGAGUUUUGUGGGGAAGUACUCGACUGUGCUAGUGACAUGAUGUACGAGUUUCCUCCUGGUUCGAAAGUUGUUGGAUAUUUAAAGCCUUGGCAAAGUGGGGCCUUAUCGGAAUGCAUCGUUGCGAAAGCUUAUCACUGCGGUCCUCUUCCUUCAAAUCUUUCUCCAAUUGAAGGAGCUGGAGUUGCAUUUGGUGCAAAUUACAUCAUGAACGCACUAAUUGGGCUGCAAGAUGAUCGCAAUCCAUACUUGAAUUUGCGAAGAAUCUCACAAGAACGCUCUUUUGCGAAAGCGGCUGACUAUGCCGGGAAGAAUGUGCUUGUUCUUGGCAUCGGAGGUUUAGGAUCAAUGUGUGCCCAAAUUCUCCGAUGCCUGGGGGCGAAUGUGACGAUAAUUUGCUCUGAAGAAGCCUCUUUAUUGGCCGAAGAGCUCGGCUUUGAAAGCGUGUUCAAUUAUGAAAAAUAUGAAGAAAAGGAUGAAAUGCUCGACGACAUCAUGGAAUCGCUCGACUUUGAAAAGUUCUUCGCCGCAGUGGAUUGUUCUCGCGGUGGCUCGGUCGAGAAUAAUUUUGAAAUCAUCGGUCCAAUGAUGAGCAGAAACGACUCAAUCGUCAUCUCCCUCAAUUCACCAGAAACUGCCGUCAAAGAUUCUUUGAACCUAAUUCAAUCAUUCGGCUGGCGUUCUACAAUGCGCUCGAUCGAGAAGGAAAUGGAAAAGCAUCUGGUUCAUUACGCGGGGAAAUCUGACUCGGGCAAGCGCGGUCUGCGGUUCCGCUUCUCCACCGUGAUGGUUGACCAUCGAAACUUACUUCAAGUUCUCGACUGGUUGGAAGAAGGCAAAAUUAGACCCUGUGUGGAUUCUGUUUAUGAUUUUGAAAAUAUUCCUGACGCGAUCGAAAGAAUAACUGAGGGGCGAUUACGUGGCAAAAUAAUCGUCAAUUUAGCUGGCGAAGAAUCAUUUGAAAACACUUGCGGUUCUGGCCUUUAUUUCAAAACAGAAAUGGCGGAAGUGAACAAGCAGACGACAGGUGGCACUGGUUUUGGUGAUGACAACAGAAAGCGCAAGGCAGACGAUUCGGCUCAAAUGCAAACUGACAGUGCUGAGCGACCCUACCUACCACCGAUCGCUGCUGCAGCGGAUCAAAAAGUUGGUGGAAAGAGGCGGUCUCUCGAUGUCAGAAAAGUGCCCAUCCCUCCCAACAGACUGACGCCGUUGAAAGAAGCCUGGCAGAAGCUCUUUGAGCCGAUUGUAAAGCAGCUCAAGCUGGAGAUCAGGUUCAACGCGAAAAAGAAGCAAGUGGAACUUCGCGCUGGCAAAGCCACAACGGAUAUCGGCGCGCUCCAAAAGGGUGUCGACUUCGUGACCGCGUUCACGUACGGUUUUGACAUUGACGAUGCCUUGGCGCUUGUCCGACUCGACGAGCUCUUCCUCGAAACCUUCCAAGUUGAAGAUGUCAAACAGACGCUGAAGGGCGACCAUCUCGGUCGAGCAAUCGGCCGAAUUAGCGGAACUGGCGGCCGAACAAAAUACACAGUUGAAAAUGUUACCAAAACGCGAAUUGUGGUCGCCGAUAAGAAAAUUCAUAUCUUGGGCAGCUUCCAAAACAUUCAGGUGGCGAGAAGAACUAUUUGCGCGUUGAUUCUUGGCUCUCCUCCGGCAAAGGUCUAUGGAAAUAUGCGAAACGCAGCGGCGAGAAUGGGCGAACGAAUGUACAAAGGAGCGAUUCUAGCGCCGAUGGUGCGCAUCGGCACCCUUCCAACGCGGCUCCUUUGUCUGGAAGAAGGCGCCGAUCUCGUGUACACAGAAGAAAUAAUCGACCAUCGACUGAUGGAUUGUCAAAAGUUUGAGCAUGGUAAAAAUGGGCUUGUGGAAUUCAAGCUCACGGCAGAAGAUAAUCCCGUUCUGCAAACCUGCGCGCUCGAAAAAGAAAAGGUGAUUCUGCAGCUGGGCACGGCUGAUCCAGAACGCGCGGUGAAGGCGGCGAAGCUAUGUGAAGAGCACAUUUCCGGUGUUGAUGUGAACAUGGGCUGUCCAAAAGAUUACUCGACCAAAGGUGGAAUGGGCGCGGCAAUGUUGAAAACGCCUGAUUUGGCGGAAAGCAUCCUCACGGCGCUUGUCAAGAACCUCAAGAUUCCAGUCACAUGUAAAAUUAGGUGCUUGAAGACGGUGGAGAAAACAGUCGAGUUCGCAAAACGAAUGGAAAAGACAGGAAUAGCAGCGCUGGCUAUUCACGGGAGGCAGAAGACAGAAAGAUCAAGAGACCCUUGCCGGUCACCUUGGAUCGCUCAAGUGGCCAAAUCGCUUUCGAUUCCUGUUUUGGCAAACGGUGGAAGUGGCGAAAUCAAGUCCAGAGAAGACAUCAAAAAGUUUCAAGAAAAGACUGGAACUGCUGGCGUCCUCGUCGCGCGAGCAGCAAUGUGGAAUCCCUCCGUGUUCAAUAAAGCAGGCCCUCGUCACGUUUUCGAAGUAGUGAAGCGCUACUGCGAAUUAUGCCUCAAAUAUGACUUUGCACUUGAAAUUAUGAAGUACAACGUGCUGAGCAUGCUUAGAGAUCUUCAGGACAAAGAUCCAAGAGGCUUAGCAACGAAACCAGCUCUAUCCUCGAAAGAAAUCGCAGAGUGCUGGGGCGUGGUCGUUGAGGAUGAGGAGGAACCAAACGCGAAAAAGCAAAAAUUAGAAGUGGAGAACUAUCCAUACGUUCACAAUCAUUUUAAAAAGCUCAAGAUAUGGCCAAGGAUUACAAAACUACCAGCAAAAAGACAUUUGCCUAUAGAUAAUUAG